AUGCUGCUGCCGCUCGUGCUGUACCUGGUUCCAGCAGCCGUCAUAUAUAUUCUCGUUCGCAACUAUGCAUUACUCCCAGCAUCGAUUCCCGGUCCUCUGCUCGCACGCUUCACCAAUCUGCACCGACUAUUCUCCGUGUUCUGCUCCAGUCCUCACGAUGACCAAGUCCGGCUGCACGACCGACAUGGGCCCUUCGUUCGACUCGGUCCGAAUAUGGUGUCCGUCCGUGGUGCGCCGUACGCGUCCCAGAUCUACGGCAUCGGCAAAGGCUUCGUCAAGUCAGACUACUACAGCGUCUUCCAAAAUAUCGUGAAUGGGAAGCGAACAGCCUCGCUCGUGGCCAUGACCGAUGAGUCUGACCAUGCCCGAACAAAACGGGUGAUCGCCCACGCCUACUCGUUGUCCACGCUGGUCGAGUAUGAACCGCUCGUCGAUAGCACGAUCGCUGUCUUGCUCGAGAAUCUCUCCACCCGGUUUGCGAAGACGGGGACGAAGUGCGACUUCGGCCAGUAUCUGCAGUAUUUUGCCUUCGAUGUGAUUGGAGAGCUGACCUUUUCGAAGCGCUUGGGCUUCAUGGAACAGGACGAGGAUGUGGACGGCAUCAUUGCAGCAAUCGGCAGCAACUUUCGCUAUUUCAGCGUGCUGGGCCAGAUGCCGUGGGUGGACGGUCUGCUCGGCAAAAACCCGAUCUAUGUUCGGUACCUCCGUAAGCCGGUGUCGAGUCCGAUCUUAGCAUUCGCGCAGAAGCUGCUGCAAGAGCGUCUCCGCUCGUUAGACGACGACGCUGAGGACAAGAUUACCGAUUCAGAUCAUUCCAGAGCAGCCAAGCCAGACUUCCUCUCCCGUUUCCUGCAAGCCCGCAAAGACAGCGAGGAGCCAGACCUCACCACGGAUGCAAAGCUCCUGUCGUACCUGUUCAUGAACAUCAACGCUGGAUCAGACACCAUAGCAUCCACCCUGAAGGGCAUCUUCUACUACUUGCUUACCAGUCCGGCCGCGCUGGAGAAGCUGAUGGACGAGCUAUGCACCGCUCAGACGCAAGGAGAGUUGUCCACACCCUGUCCCACAUAUGCCGAAACACAGGCGCUGCCGUACCUGCAAGCAGUAAUCAAAGAAGGCUUACGGCUGAACCCAGCGCUAAGCCUUCCGCUUGAGAGGGUUGUGCCUAAAGGCGGCAUCACGCUCUCAGCCACGGACGAGAAGAUUUCUAGCUCAUCUACCAUGAGUCAAACCUCAGUCCACCUUCCCGCUGGCACAAUAGUCGGCAUAAAUCCCUACGUCCAGCACCGCGACCCUUCAAUCUUCUGCCCUCCUCUCGACGACAUCGCACCUGCUUCCAGCUCGGAGCAUCUCUACCCAAUACACGCCUUCCACCCCUCCCGCUGGCUCGAGCCCAACGAAAGAACAACGAAACGGAUGGAGCACGCCCUCCUCACCUUCGGCGCUGGCAAGCGCAGCUGUCUGGGCAAGAACAUUGCUAUGCUGGAAGUGUGUAAGGUCGUCGUGGCCGUGCUGCUGCGGUUUGAACUGGAGCUGGUCGAUCCAAAGGCGUGGCAGGUCGAGAACAAGUGGGUGCUGGACCAGAAGGGGUUGGUCGUGCGGAUGAAGGAGAGAAGUUGA
Messenger RNA from Cyphellophora attinorum, 1620 nucleotides. Its product is annotated as Pisatin demethylase. Bases 1 to 1620 code for a protein of 539 amino acids. The transcript has a single exon. Gene Ontology annotation, molecular function: monooxygenase activity; iron ion binding; oxidoreductase activity, acting on paired donors, with incorporation or reduction of molecular oxygen. Lineage: Eukaryota; Fungi; Ascomycota; Eurotiomycetes; Chaetothyriales; Cyphellophoraceae. The record is from RefSeq and is a predicted model, not a curated record.